AUGGGACGCACCAGGAGGGCUGAAUACCCCCAGACCUCCAGGAACACCUCUUCGGGAGAGCUCUCUGGCCCGAUGGACGGCUACCUCUGCACCCCGGCUGGGCCCACGCACAGGACUCCAACGUCCAACAUGGCGCCGACCUUGCCUGUCUCCACAUGCUCCAGCUCCGACGGCACGACACUAGCCGACAUCGUUGCAGAAUUAAAACAUAUGGCAAUGUCCAUGGUCACUAAAGAUUACCUCAAUCACCUCUCCUCCACACUACAUGAGGCAAUCAAAAUGAAAGUGGCUGGUCUGAAGAAGGAGGUUAAAGCACAAGAGGCCCGCAUCCUACAACUGGAACAAAGGGCACAGAUGACUGAAAAUCACUCCACAGCCACAGCCCUAAAACGCCAAGGAGCACUUCUCCUAGCCAUGAGACGGCAGCUGGAGGACCAGGACAGGCUGCCGCAAUAA
Messenger RNA from Pelobates cultripes (western spadefoot toad), 456 nucleotides. NCBI's taxonomy places the organism in Eukaryota, Metazoa, Chordata, Amphibia, Anura, Pelobatidae. The record is from the annotation of a GenBank genome assembly.